AUGAGCGUCACGCGGGUUGAUGACUCAACCUACGCCUCCCAUAUCUCGGUUGAGAUCCACCAUCUAUACCACUUCAUCCCAGGCGUCUUUCGCCCCGACAACGGACAGCUGCCCGGGCUGUACGCGCAAUGGAAGAGAUGCCUAGCUAUCGUUGACUACUCGGUCUACGAUCUGUACGCGGUCGCCAUCGGCGAGCACUUCGAAGCUCACGGAGUCACGGUCACGCUUAAGCGCGCGUACGUCAGUGAGGACCGAAAGAGUAUGGAGACCGCCUUGGAGUUCUGCCAGUGGAUGACAGACUUUGAACUGGUCCGCCGAGAGCCGGUUCUCGUCAUUGGAGGUGGUCUUCUCACGGACGUGGCUGGGUUCGCCUGCUCCAUUUAUCGCCGGUCAACUCCCUAUAUCAGGGUCCCAACCACUCUAAUCGGCCUCAUCGACGCCUCUGUCUCGAACCGCGUAGCCGUCAACUGGAACGGGCUCAAGAACCGCAUUGGCGCGUUCUACGAGCCGCUCCAUACCAUCUUCGACCCUACGUUCCUUGGAACCCUCCCGGAGCGCGAGAUCCGGAACGGCCUGGCCGAGAUCCUGAAGAUUACUUCCUGCACCCAUCUCGAGACUUUUGAGUUGCUCGAGAGGUAUGGGAAGCAGCUCAUCGCGUCCCAGUUUGGGCAGUUGAGUUCGGAGGACUGCAGUGCCGACAGCGCGAGUGAGGUGAAGCAGCAUAUUAACAGCAAGGAGAUGAAGGAGAUUGCGGACAAAGUGAUCCGCCAAGCCAUCCGGUGUGUUCUUGAUGCCGAGGUCGGCAACAGUCGUGAGAAGGAUCUCAACCGCGUCAUGUAUUUUGGCCACACCUGGUCGCCCAACCUUGAGCUGGCCGUUAAGCCACCCAUGCUGCACGGCCACGCCGUCUCCGUCGACAUGUGCUAUUCCGCCGCCCUCGCCCUCCAUCUCGGGCAUCUAAGCGAAGCCGCGCAUGACCGCCUCCUGCGUCUCCUCGCCGACCUUGGCCUCGCUCUCAACCACCCCGAGUUCACAUUGGGCCUGCUGAGGGAGGGAACGGCGAAUACCGUGGCCACGCGGGGUGGCAAGCUGAGAGCCCCGAUCCCGACUGCGACCUUGGGGACGUACGUGAUCCUGCAGGAGGUCGAUGACAAGACUCUGGAGGAAGCCUGGCACAUCCACCAGCGGGUGGUUGCUGGCUACCCACGUCAGGGAUUGGGAGUGGAGACGACGGUUGAUUUGAGGCGCUCGAGUGGCCUUGACGGGUGCGAGGGAGGGAUAACGGAUUUUCUGCCCAGUUCUCGAUUGUAA
This is a messenger RNA of Scedosporium apiospermum, 1311 nucleotides long. RefSeq lists its product as uncharacterized. Bases 1 to 1311 code for a protein of 436 amino acids. Gene Ontology annotation, biological process: antibiotic biosynthetic process. Gene Ontology annotation, molecular function: 3-dehydroquinate synthase activity. The transcript is spliced from 2 exons. NCBI's taxonomy places the organism in Eukaryota, Fungi, Ascomycota, Sordariomycetes, Microascales, Microascaceae. The record is from RefSeq and is a predicted model, not a curated record.